Messenger RNA from Porites lobata, 765 nucleotides. Lineage: Eukaryota; Metazoa; Cnidaria; Anthozoa; Scleractinia; Poritidae. The record is from the annotation of a GenBank genome assembly.
UCUCCUCCAUUCUGGUUUGGUGGUAUUCCAGGCAUGCACGGGUUACCAGGCCGUGACGGACGUGAUGGCCGAGAAGGAGCGAAAGGUGACCCGGGAAGCCCGGGAAAGACUGGGCCCCAGGGACCUGCUGGUGUAAAUGGGAAAGAUGGUGCUAAAGGAGAACCUGGUGUACGGGGCCCACCAGUCCCUAAAGGAGAGCGUGGACAAAGUGGACAUCCUGGGAACCCAGGUCUAAUGCCUUUUAAGAACUGGAAAGAGUGCGCAUGGAAAGAUUUAAACGAUGACAAAGACAAUGGUUUAAUAAAGGUAAAACUUUUUGUUUAAUGCUAAGUGGCUGAAUAGUCUUCUUCUUUUUUUUGGCUAUCAUAACCAAAUGAUUUGCUUUUCUACGUUUAUUUUCCACAAAUUUAGGACUGUGUCUUCACCAAGCACUUUUCUGACACCGCUCUUCAUGUGGCCUGGACUGGUGCCCUUAGAAACUACAAGUGUACAUCCUGUUGCAAACGCUGGUACUUCACUUUCAAUGGCGCAGAAUGUUCAGCUCCUCUACCCAUUGACGGCAUUGUGUCCAUGUGGCAAGGCAAUACUCAAAACACCCACCGCGUCCGCCAUAUUGAGGGGCACUGUAACAAAAUUCACAAAGGAACGGUGCGCGUGGGAUUCUGGGUUGGUAAUUGUCGAAGUGGAUCACCUGGUGACGCCUACACGGGCUGGCAAUCUGUGUCCCGGAUCUUCAUUGAAGAAGUUCCCAAGGCUCAGUCCUAA